GGGGCGGCGGGGCUCCCGGGGACCGCGGCAGUGCGGCCGGCGGCGGGGUUCCCCGGGUGGCAGAGCUGGCCCGGCGCCCCCGAAGCCCCGUGGCCCCCAAGGAAGGGGCCGAAGCAGGGGGAGGAGCGCGGCCGCGGCCCGCUCCCGGCCCGCGGCGGCCUGGCGCUGGCACACGGCCGGCAGCGGAGGCUUCGCGGCGGUGGCACGGCCAACGCCUCCGCCGCACGUGAUGGGCGCGGACUUCGCCUCACCGGGCGCCGCCCCCCGGGCACGGUCCCGCCGCAGGAUCCAGCCGGUGCCAAGGUCGCGGCGGCCGCCGGCAGCGAGGGCGAGCCACCGCCGCGGGGCCCCGCUGCCGCCAUGGGGAGGGAAGACGCGGCCAGGCAGGAGCUGGGCAGCCUCCAUGGCAUCCCCCUCUAUAAGUGCUUCGUCGAGGGCUGGCCGCAGGUGGAGGCUUUCCAAGCCCGGCCGGAUGACCUGCUCAUCGCCACCUACCCCAAAUCGGGCACGACGUGGCUGAGCGAGAUCCUGGACAUGAUCUACCACGACGGCGAUGUGGAGAAGUGCCGACGGGAUGCCAUCUUCAACCGGGUGCCCUUCCUGGAAAUGAAGGCCCCUGGGUUGCAGAGCGGCGUCGAGCUGCUGGAGAAAACCCCAUCCCCGCGUCUGGUGAAGACCCACCUCCCGGUCCAGCUCCUCCCCACCUCCUUCCAGGACAACGACUGCAAGGUCAUCUACAUGGCCCGCAACCCCAAGGAUGUCGUCGUCUCCUACUACUACUUCUACCACAUGGCCAAGAUGCACCCCCACCCCGGCACACUGAGCGAGUUCCUGGAGACCUUCAUGGCUGGCAAAGUGGCCUAUGGAUCCUGGUACGAGCAUGUGCGGGGCUGGUGGAAGAAGAAGCAGGAGAAACAGCUCCUCUACCUCUUCUAUGAGGACAUGAAGAAGGACCCGCGGCAGGAGGUGCAGAAGAUCCUGCGGUUCCUCGGCAAGGAGGUGGCGGAGGGGAUGGUUGCGAGGAUCCUCCACCACACCUCCUUCCAGGAGAUGAGGAAGAACCCUGCCGCCAACUAUGAGACCAUGCCCACCACCCUGAUGGACCACAGCCUCUCCCCCUUCCUCCGGAAAGGAAUCUCUGGGGACUGGAAGAACCACUUCACUGUGGCCCAGAAUGAGCGCUUUGACCAGCACUACAGGGAGCAGAUGGCAGGCUCCGACCUCCACUUCCAGAUGGAGGUGUGAGGGGCUCAUCGCCCUUCCUGGGGGCCACUGCUCCCCCGGCGGGGAGGGUGGGUCUGGAUGGAGCUUCCUCGCACCGAUUUGCUUUUUCCCCUGCAAUAAAGUGGGAUA
Messenger RNA from Phalacrocorax carbo (great cormorant), 1353 nucleotides. The record is from RefSeq and is a predicted model, not a curated record. NCBI's taxonomy places the organism in Eukaryota, Metazoa, Chordata, Aves, Suliformes, Phalacrocoracidae.